GCGCCUCGCCCUCCGUGGCGGGCGUCAGCCGGGCUGUGCGCUCGCGUGUUCGUCGUCGCGCAGCCUGCUCGUCCUGGGCCAAUGAGAUCAUCGACACAGUCAACAAUUUGUACUUCCACGGCGAGGUACAGCAGCAUCACUCCGUCUCAGCUGGGCAGCAGCUCGCCCUGGACCACAUCCGUGACGUGGUGCAGCGAGCUGGACCGCCCAUGAUCGAGCCCGCGGCAGCCUUUCGAGUGCUGUGCGGAUCGGUGCCAGGGUGCACUGAGCCCUCGGCAGAACAUUCACCCUAUCGACGAGGCGCAGUCUCGUUGCCGGCUCCUGGAGCGGACCUUGCUCGUGGCGACGUCUGUCUUCGAGGGCCGGCAUUGCAAAUGUGGACAGGGUGGCGAGACUGUCUCUUGCACCCCAACCCGGACCUCUCCGGGGCAGUGCGGCCGUACUCUGACCCCAAGCUGAUUCGGGACAGCGGCGCGUACGCCGAGUUUUUGGUGGACAUGGCACGUUCAGGGCUCGUCUCCUUCACGAGCGAGGGGCCAUCCACCGUGGGAGUCUUCUUCGUUAAGAAAGGUCCAGAUCGUCUUCGACUCAUCCUGGACACUCGACGAGCAAACAAGCUGUUUUUGGAUUCUUGCCACACCCAGCUCUCUACACCAUCGAGCUGGUCCUUUCUGUACUUGCCACCCGAGGCGGAGCUGAUGAUGUCUCAGACCGACGUCAACAACGCGUUCUAUCGCAUCCAGCUCCCCCCCGGCAUGAACGACUAUUUCAUCCUGCCCAGCAUCGACGCCAAGUGGAUCUCCGAGGCCGCCCCCGAGCUGGCCCCUGGUCUCCCCGCGGGCAUCCGCAUCUCCCCUCGCGUGGAGGUGCUGCCCAUGGGGUUCAACUGGGCGCUGUUCUUCUGCCAGGAGAUGUUCCGCAACGCCGCAGAGGACGCUGGCUUCGCUGACGGGCGGAUGUUCCUGGACCGCCACUCGGCCCCCGACAUCACCACCCAGCCAGGCGCCGCCGUGUACGUCGACGGCGUGGCCGUGGUGGGGGCGGGCCUGGAGGCGGUCGAGGCCGGCGGAGUCGCCGUGGCCAAGCAGCUGGAGGAGCGCGGCCUCCAGGUCAAGGGGGUCGAAGGCACCUCGGACUCCCAGACCUUCACAGGGAUGGAGUUCGAUCGGACCUCCGGCCGCAUCUCGCUCAGCCGCGAGAGGAUCUGGAGGCUGCGCGCGGCCCUGCUGUUUGCUGCGGACCAGCGCUACUUGACUGGACGCCAGAUGCGGCGGCUGGUCGGCCACUACACGUGGAGCGCGACUCUGCGGCGUGAGCUCCUCAGCGUCUUCAGCAGCGUCUACGCCUGGGCGGAGAAGGCGGGCGACAAGAGGUGGCGCCUGUGGCCUUCGGCCGAGCGGGAGCUCCGCCAGGCCGCCGCCCUCGUGGCCUUCGCCUUCGCGGACCCCAAGCGCCCGUUCCACGCCACGGUCGUGGCGACCGAUUCCUCAGGCGCUGGGCUGGACGACGCCGGCGGCUACGGCGUGGUCACGCAGGAGUGGCCCGUGGAGAAGGUCCGGCGCUGCUGCGGGCAUGCCGAGAAGUGGCGCUACGGGGUGCAGGGGCUCGUCGCGGCCAGGGCGGCCGCGCUGGGCAGCCCCGCCGACCCCAGCUCGCCUCGCCCGACGGCGCAGAGCGGCGAGAGGUGCACAGACUUCGAGAGCAUGACGCGAGACGACAUCGGGGCCUUCGAGAACUGGAAGCUGGUCGUGGUGAGAUGGGUCGCCUCUGAGUUGAAUCCAUCCGACCGCGCGUCCAGACUCCCGGGCUCAGCCAUCUCGCUGGGCGGGGGUGGGCUUCGCGCGGCGGGGGGCGAUGCUGCGCCGUCCGAGGCCGUGCUCGCCAGCCGCUUCGAUGCCGAGCUGGAGAGCGCGGCCCGCAGCCUUGGGCCCGCCUUUGGCGGGGACGCCUGCGGCCGCCCCCUCGCCGGCCUGGGGGACCAGCUCGCUGCUGAGGAGGCCAGGCUCGGCACCGCCGCCGCGGAGGCCGGUGAGCUCAGCGACAGCUCCUCCAGCUCGGGGGAGAGCUGGCCAGCCGGCCCCAGCGGCAGCGACGGCCAGGCGCCGCCACGCACGGGGCGGGCCGACUGCGACACGCAGCGACGGCAGCACCAGGCGCGGGAGAUCGCCGAGGCCCGCCUCCAGAUGGCCAAGAUAGGGCCUCGCUCCCGCGCUCAGUACCAGAAGUUUCACCAGGCCUUCCUGGAGUGGAGCAGCCAGGAGGGUCAGCCCCUGGACACCGACCUCCAGAUCGACCGGGCCCUCAGCAGGUACAUGGACUACCUGUACUACGAGGGCUUCAACGCGGACGCGGGCGAGAAGGUGCUGGCGGCUGUGGCCUUCCACGGCCCAGUGGAGGGCCUGGAGCUUCCAGGAGCUCGCCGGGCGCUGGCGGGGUUCCGGCGCCGGGCGAGCGCGAGGACCCGCAGCCCCCUGCCGCUGGCGGGCGUGAUGGCCAUCGUGGGUGCAGCAGCGGCCGACGGCCAGCUCCCCUUUGCCCUGGGGCUUGUGCUGGCGUGGGAAGCCUACCUCAGGCUGCCGUCCGACCUCGUGAGCAUGGUGGGCGCCUCUCUGGUCAGGCCAGCCGCCCGGAGCCCCCAGGCGUGUUGGGGCCUGCUCCUGUUUCCUCAGGAGGGGGAGGCGCGCAGCAAGAUGGGGCACUACGACGAGGGGGUCAUGCUGGACGGCCAGUUCGGAUCCACGCUAGCGCCUUUCCUUCGCUGGCUGAAGGCCCAGACCGCCGACGCCAGCCCGCUGUGGUCCUUCUCGAGCGCCACCUUCAGGCGCCUGUUCAACGAGUACGCCGCGAAGGUUAGCCUCGGAGGCAAGAACCCUUACCAGGUCAGGCACGGGGGAGCCUCUCUGGACGCCCUAGAGUGCCGGCGCAGCCUGAAGGAGAUCCAGGAGCGGCUCCGCCACCUGUGCGAGUCCAGCACCCGUCGGUACGAGAAGGGGACCAGGUACCUGGCCGAGGUCAACAGCCUCGACAGCCGGGCCCGGUCCUACGGCGAGCAGGUCCUCAGGCAGCUCGACGGGGUGCUCAGCGGGCGGGCGGUGGAGCGAGCCUCGGACACCAAGGUGAUCCGCCGCCUCCGUCAGGGGCUCGCUCGGGCCAGCAGGCGAGGCCGGCGCCGUGGGCAGGUGUUUCUUGACUUGUUCAGCGGUGCCGGCGGCGUCGCCAAGGCCCUCGAGCGCCACGGCGACAACGGUUGCCUCCAGAUCGACAUGGGGGCCGACGUAGCUUUCGAUCUCACCCGCCGCUCGGCCCAGCAGCUCAUCUUGGGCUGGAUGGCCAGCAG
This is a messenger RNA of Prorocentrum cordatum, 3337 nucleotides long. NCBI's taxonomy places the organism in Eukaryota, Dinophyceae, Prorocentrales, Prorocentraceae. The record is from the annotation of a GenBank genome assembly.